UAUGCUUGAAUGAGUGAGGGGUUAUUUGCAAAUAAGUGUCAAAAAAAAAACAAAAAUAAUAAUAAUAACAAAAAUAGUGCUAAAUGUUAACCGUUUACAUGUAAUAAUGAAGUGAAAUUAUAUUGUGUAUCUUUUAAACUAUCUUAUGGUAACAAAUUUUCGAUGUAAAUCAAAUAACUGUGAUAAUCCUUAUUGACAUUUCACCGGAGGGUGAUUGUGAAGAAAAUGGCCGAAAAUCCUGGAAAUUCUAGAGCACGUAAUUCCGAUCAGGGCCGCCCGAGACGAACUUUUCCACCAAUGGAAUUUCCUCCUACAAGUCCUUAUCAAUCAAUGCGCUUAACUAAUGCCAAUUCAGAGGAGGAACGUGUUGGAAUUAGUCCAAAUCGCCCUAGAAAUAUACCCAUUGCUAGAGUACCUAGAUCAAGUUUAGAUGGAGUAACAGAUAAUACACGGUAUAGGGAGCGAUUUCGAAUAAAUUCAACGAUGCAUUCAACGGGGAAGCUACAAUUAUCCCCAGAUGUAGUAUAUGAUUUUACUUCGGAGGAUCUACAAGAUUUAGGUGAAAUUGGACGAGGUGGUUAUGGUACUGUUAAUAAAAUGGUUCAUAUUCCAUCAAAUACUGUAAUGGCUGUGAAAAGAAUUCGUUCAACUGUUGACGAAAAAGAACAAAAACAGUUGAUGGAUUUGGAGGUUGUUAUGAAAUCGAAUGAAUGUCCGUGUAUUGUACAAUUUUAUGGUGCCUUGUUUAAAGAAGGCGAUUGUUGGAUUUGUAUGGAAUUAAUGGAUACUUCUUUAGAUAAGUUUUACAAGUUUAUUUAUGAAAAAUUAACAGAACGUAUUCCAGAAAAUAUCUUAGGCAAAAUAACUGUUGCAACCGUGACAGCAUUGAAUUAUUUAAAAGAAAAACAAAAAAUAAUACACCGUGAUGUAAAACCAAGUAAUAUUUUACUUGAUCGUCGAGGUAAUAUAAAGCUAUGUGAUUUUGGUAUAUCUGGACAAUUAGUUGAUUCAAUAGCACGAACACGUGAUGCUGGAUGUAAACCAUAUAUGGCACCUGAACGAAUAGAUCCAAAUCGUGCACCAGGUUAUGAUGUACGUAGUGAUGUUUGGUCGCUAGGUAUCACUUUAAUGGAAGUAGCUACUGGUUCUUUUCCAUAUCCAAAAUGGCAAAGUGUUUUUGAACAAUUAAGUCAAGUUGUUCAAGGUGAACCACCACGGCUUUCACCAAAUGAAAAUGGCAAUCAUUUUACCGAGGAAUUCGUGAAUUUUGUUAAUACAUGUCUAAUAAAAGAAGAACAAGAAAGACCAAAAUAUAACGAGCUUUUAAAGCAUCCAUUUAUACGAAGAGGAGAAGAAUCCACUGUUGAUGUAGCAAGUUAUGUUAGUGACAUAUUAAAUGCAAUGGCAGAUAAUGGUAUUGAUGCUUUUACAACAAAUCAACCAUAAUUUUAUGCGCACCCGUCCCUCUGGCAUAGUUGUAAUUUAUAAUAAUAUUAUUAAUUAUAAUGUCAAAACAAAAAGAGUAAAAAAAAAAAAAAAUUUAAAAACCACAUUAUAGAUAGGGAAAUUUUCAUUCUUAUGUAUAUUUAUCAAAGUACUAUAAAUAAUUUAGUACUCAAAUUAUGUUAUUAUUUUAAAAAAUUUGACAAUUCUUUUAUUCUUUUUGAUUUUAAUUUGUAUAACUUGAUAUGAAGUUUAAACUUCCAAAUAUUCUAAGAAUUUUUAGAAAAAAGUUCAACGAAUCAUACAUACAUUUUUGUAUACGAAUAUCAAAUUGACAUAUCGUCGGCUUUGAUAGUAAACCGGUCAAAUCCAUUUUUUUCUUACAUUAAUUUUUUCCAUACCGCUCGAAAAAAAUUAGUUGGUCAUCUUUUUCAAGCGGUAUUGAAAAAUGAAUAUGAGAGAAAGGUUGAUUUGGUAGGUCAAAUUUCUAAGCUGACGAUAUUUUAAACACUGCCUGUUUUAUUAUUAUUGGGUCAAGUUAUUUAAAUUUAAGACCCUUUUGUUUGCUCAAAUAAUUUUAGGCAAAAAAUAUUUUAUGAGAAAAAUAUCUAUCUUCACUAAUAAUGGAAGAAUUUCUUACUUAAUAAUGAUUCAACUUUUAGGGAUUGUAAAUAUCUUAAUAAAAGCUUAUAUUGAAAUUCCAAAUGUAAAUAUUUGAUACUUUUCUUCUUACGUGAACUAAGUAAACAGGCGUCAAAAGAUUUAUUUAAUUUAAUCUUCCCUUCUUUAAACAACCAUUCAAAAUAAACCGUGUUUCAUAAUAGAACCUUAAUAAAAUCGAAUCUAAGUAGAUAGAAUUUCGAGUUAAAUAGAUAAUUAAACAGACAUCGAUUUCAACGGACAUAGAGAAAAAAUAUUUCAAACUAUAUAGUAACUGAAUAACACAUUCUUACAAGAGUUUAAGGUAUUUCUAACGACAUGAGACUAAAAGUAGUUUUGCACGAAAUUGUGCAGGAGUAAAAGCCGUCACCGAAACUUUUGCUUGCUGUCAGCAAAACUUAACGCUAGUUCUUGCCACCGACAAGAUCGUACAUUGAGAUGUAUUUGUCUAUUUAAAAAAAUUGAAAUGGUUUAACUAGAAUAUCCAAUAGAAGGUUGGCAAAUGAGAGUGUACAAUAAAAAAAGUUCACAAUUUUUAGAAUGUUUGGAAUGUUUAUGAUUAAAAUUUGU
Messenger RNA from Chrysoperla carnea, 2673 nucleotides. RefSeq names its product dual specificity mitogen-activated protein kinase kinase 4 (gene Mkk4). The transcript is spliced from 5 exons. NCBI's taxonomy places the organism in Eukaryota, Metazoa, Arthropoda, Insecta, Neuroptera, Chrysopidae. The coding region runs from base 226 to 1446 and encodes 406 amino acids. Gene Ontology annotation, molecular function: JUN kinase kinase activity; ATP binding. Gene Ontology annotation, biological process: MAPK cascade; protein phosphorylation. The record is from RefSeq and is a predicted model, not a curated record.